UAAAUGAUGUCUCUCAAAAUAAAAAAAUUCUUCAUAAAUGAUACUUUUAUUUUUUGAAAAAGAAUGACUUGCGAUUCUGCUUCUUUGCUUGAGUUGGACAGAGAGUGAUAGAGCGAGAGAGAGAGAGAGAGAGAGAACACGGGUCCGGGAAGAGGAGGAGGAAGAUGUAUAUGGAUAAUAUCUGGGUCGUCGGAUAUUAUAUUUAAUCGAUUUCUCAGGCUUUCAACUUUGUGCUUUAGCACCGUUUUGGCUUCUCAUAGUGUCACAUACACUUUGCAACUGGAUUGGGCUUUGCAGAAAAACACAAGGAGACCAACAAGAUUCCAGAAGCUCCAGGGCUUCAUCCGUCUCAGGGUUUUUGGAGUAUAUUGGAUCUAUAGCCUUCUUUGUCCUCUGUCCUCUCUUUUAUAGUCUUUCAUGGAGAAAAAAAACCGAUGCUGCAGGUUUAAGCACUAGUGCAGAACAUAAGUGCAGCAGCAAAGAAAGUGCAGAGCAGCAGGAAUGUCAUAUAGAUCUAAAUUCCUGAUAAAGAGCAAGAGCAAGAGCAAGGGUGCCAAGAAUGUGGAUGAAGAAGACAAGGUGGAGAGAGGAAGAAAAGAGAUUAUUCAGGGCUCUCUCUUGGUAGCUGCAGGGAAGCGAUUGAUGGGCACUCUGCGCCAGGAAAAGAAAGCCUUCAUUCCGGACGAUCAUCGCUCUCUAUACCUCUGCUUCGGUGAGUACGAAGAGGGCAGCAAGGUGUCCUACACCAUUUUAUCAGCCAACUUGCACCAAUUGUUUUCUGCUGGUUCUUCUCCACGGCAAUUGCAGCUGGUGACUAAGUUUUCCGGUGAUGGUCUUCCCCGCUUUAUGGGUUGCGGCGUUUGGGGCUCCAAAAUUCUCCUUGGGGGUGGCGCAAAACCAGCUUAUUUGCAUUGUCCGAGUCGAGGCCAGCCAGCUAGUGGGUAUUUUAUGCAUCACGAGGUCAGAAAGAUAUAUUGUUUUGAGACUACGGAGGAGACUCAGGUGCCCAUGCCGCUCCCGAAGAUGUUGAAAGGGAACAUUCAACCCUUGCUAGUGGAGGUGAACGGCAAACUCUACGCUCUUGGUAAAUCAUUACCGUCUUUUGAAAUGUUUGACGGCAAUGAUUGGUCUGAGUUGGCACCACCUCCACACGGAACUUAUUUGUGUUAUCCCUUUACACACUCAAACCCAGCUUGUCAGUUCGAUGUAUACUAUGCAGUUGCUGGCACAAAUAUAUUAGUUUCUGAUGGUGGUUCAAGCUUCCGCUUUGACACAAGUGACCCCGAGCAAGGCUGGAGAAGACUAAUGUCAGCCGACCAAUUCUCUUUCGACCCAUUCUGUUUUAAGGGCACCAGUGUAGUUGUGAAUGAUGGUAAACAGUUUGUGCUUUUCACAUUCCAGCCCUCUGAUGGUCAGCAUAUAUCAGUGCAUCUGAUUUCAUAUGACUUUGAUAGCAUCACACAAGACUACAGUCGUGUGCAGCUGCCUCCAUACUUGAUGGAAUACAAGGAUGAUCGUCUUGGUGAUCUUUCAUUACCUAAUUAUCGGCUAGUACACCUAGGAGAUAACGCUGUCUGCCUUCUUAUGUCUAAACUCCUCCCCAAUGGAGUGGAUGAGAGGAAGAAGAUGAUUAGGUGUGUUGAAUUCGCAGCAUUCACAUUCAAAGUCAGAGACAAUAUUAGACUAUCCUUAAAAAUCAGAUUCCUGCCUCAUACCUCAAAGCUCAUAUAUGAUGAUGACAAUGAUGAUGAUAUGGACAUGGCUUCUAGCGCUGGACAGAUGCUUGGUGCCUUCUUGUUGGAAAAUUCUCAAGUGAACAAGGAGGACCUUGCAGCAGAACAUUAGAGUGUAGAAGGAAGAUAUAUGUCACAAUGAGGAUGGGAGAACUUUCAAGUGAAGAUCAGUCGUAACUCACAAGAGGAGAACCUUGCAGUAGAAUAACUAUUGGAGUGCACAAGGAAAAGGGUUUCUGUGAGAACUAAAACUUGUAUUAUCUCUUAUCUAAUGGAAGCUAAUUUAGAGUUAGAAGUAUUAAAACUCAAUGUCAAUAGUUCGCCACUUAAAACAGGUGCGGUUGCCUGCCACGUUGGCUUAGUCUUUGCUUCAGAGGCUGAAGUUCUUGUUUUCAAAUGAAGCUUGUAGUGCGUAUAUGUAAACUAUGCAUGUUCAGACUUGAGAAAUUCUAAUCUUAGUAGAGGUGCUACUGGGUAAGGGACACUGUCCUAGUACCUAAAGUUGGUUUCUUACUCCUUUACUAUUUUUAGAUAUUGCUCCACCAUGUUAGCUACUUAUUCUGUGGUUUACUACUACGUUUAGGUACUUUCUAACUCCUUGCACUCCAUCAUCUGGUGCAUUAUCAGUAUGGCCUUUUUUA
Messenger RNA from Rosa rugosa (rugosa rose), 2374 nucleotides. RefSeq lists its product as uncharacterized. The transcript is spliced from 5 exons. The record is from RefSeq and is a predicted model, not a curated record. Lineage: Eukaryota; Viridiplantae; Streptophyta; Magnoliopsida; Rosales; Rosaceae. The coding region runs from base 502 to 1845 and encodes 447 amino acids.